Messenger RNA from Cottoperca gobio, 927 nucleotides. Its product is annotated as zinc finger BED domain-containing protein 4-like. The coding region runs from base 91 to 927 and encodes 278 amino acids. NCBI's taxonomy places the organism in Eukaryota, Metazoa, Chordata, Actinopteri, Perciformes, Bovichtidae. The record is from RefSeq and is a predicted model, not a curated record. The transcript is spliced from 3 exons.
AGCACCUCUUUGCAUUCUGUUGUUUUAGGGGUGCUGCAUUUCCCGGAGGCACAUACUGCUGAAAAUUUGGCACAAGAAAAAGCAGCACUUAUGUCACAGUGGGAUAUUACUCACAAGGUUACUGACCUUGUGACUGAUGGUGCAGAAAAUAUGGGUGUUUGUGCAAGGGAGCUUCGUUUGCGUCACACAAUUUGUGUGGCGCAUACUUUGAACCUACUAAUAAAAAAGGCUCUGGACCAAAACCCUGUGUUGUCUGACAUCCGGGCAAGCUCCAGGAAGGUAGUGGGCUACUUCAAGAGCAGCACCACUGCAAAGGAGAGGCUGACAAAGGUGCAGGAGCAAAUGCGCUGGCCGGCACUGAAGCUCAUUCAAGAGGUGGAUACACGCUGGAACAGCACAUACCAUAUGCUCCAGCGUGUUUAUGACCUCAGGGAACCUGUAGGAGCGGCUUUGGCAGGCCUACGCACUGAGAUUGCCCCACUCUCAUCAAGGCAAUAUGAAAUCAUUGCAGAAUGUCUGAAAGUGCUGUCCUCAUUUAAUGAUGCCACAGUUGAGCUGUCAGAGGAGAAGAGAGUGUCUGGAUCCAAAGUCAUUCCACUAUUAUCGAUGCUACACCACGCACUGGAGGAGGAAAUGGGACUAGUCCAAACUCCAGAGAACACAGCAAUGGCUGAGAGUCUGAAGAGACAGUUAAGGGAGAAGUUUAACAACUUACAAUCAAUGAGCAUCAUAUCCCUGGCAACACUGCUCAAUCCCAGAUUUAAAAAGAUAGGCUUCUUUAGCCCCAAUAAAGCAGCAGAGGCCGAGAAGAGGCUCACAUCUGAAUGUUGCAAACUGUGGCAUCGUUUGGACGCCACAGUCCUGCAGACCAGGACCCAAACAUGUCACUGCGGACACAACAGUGGAGGUCCAAAGAUACCUGGCUGA